Messenger RNA from Alosa sapidissima (American shad), 2628 nucleotides. RefSeq lists its product as uncharacterized. The transcript has 3 exons. Bases 1 to 2625 code for a protein of 874 amino acids. NCBI's taxonomy places the organism in Eukaryota, Metazoa, Chordata, Actinopteri, Clupeiformes, Clupeidae. The record is from RefSeq and is a predicted model, not a curated record.
AUGUCUGUCGGUUCUCCUCUGCUCCAAAUCGAGUCGUCUGACUCGGACGAAGACGUCGUUCCUCCAACCCAGCCCAAGAGGAGCGUCAGGUCGAUCCAGGCCAAGUCCGACUGGGCCCGUUUCUCCGCUGUCGAUAUCGCGGCGGCGUUGACGGAGGCGGGGAUUCCCUUCGACGCCGGCCUGCGGAAGGGUGACCUCGUGCUUCUCGCACACAAUGCCAUCGGCAGUCCCGCUGUCCCCGUUGCGGCUGGUCCGUCGGGUCCCGCUCCUGCUCCCGCCGCUGAACCCGCGGCCGACCCGGAGGAGCCUGAGCGGCCUCCGAGGAAACGCCGUGCCAAGGCCAGACACGUCGCCCCGGCGCCGCGUGGGCGGCCACCUGCCGCUCGGCCCCCGGCCACUCCAGCCCCGGCUACCCCUGCCCUGGUCGCUCCGGCCACGCCUCAGCCCAUCCUGGAUGCUGUUCUCUCCCUCGCUGCUUCGGUGAGGGCCAUCGAUUCCAGGAUUCAGGCGCUGGAGACCCGGCGCCCGGCCCCUUCGUCGUCCUCGCCUCCCACGGCGCCUCCGGCUCUCGCCUCUCUCCAGUGGCCGGCCUCCCUCCCGGCCCCGAGCUGCAGCGCAGCUAUUCCGCCUGCAGCGUCUGCCGCUGUUUCCCUCGGCGCUCCGGCCGUGCCUGUCUUCAGCCUGGCAUCGGCUAUCCCUGCUCCUCCGCUGGGUAGGGGCUUCGUUGCUCCCUCCGCGGUCUCAAUCUCUCCGCAACUCCGGCAGAACAUCAUUCAAGACUGGUCCGUCGUCGACACGGAGCUGCUGGUGAGGCACUUCAGCGGUCAGCGAUCGCUCAGCUGCAAUAUUUGUAGCUCCCACGGCCACUCGGCCAGUCUGUGUCCUCAGACAGUCUUCAGCGCACCUUCCGUUCCGGCCACUGCCCGGGGCGACGGCCCAGUGCAAGGACCCUCAUCCAAAGUCCGUCUGCCCCCGUCGCGUAAGGCCUCCGCGGGGAGGAAAGGUGGUUUCUGCAAAGAAAUUCUAGCGUCUCCCCCGUCCACGCCUAUUAAUGUAUCCGUUUUGUCAUAUUAUCUCUCUGCCCAUCCUGACUCUGUGUUUGUUGAUUUUUUGCUCACUGGUCUCUCUCAGGGGUUUAGGGUUGGUGUCCUGUCCCCCGUCUCUGACUCGUACGUGGCUAGGAACCUGCAAUCUGCCCUGGCCGAACCUUCUGUCGUGUCCGAACUCCUGUCCAAGGAACUUAAUAAAGGCCCUUUCUCUGUCCCUCCUUUCUGCCCCUUCCGCGUUAAUUCCCUCGGCGUGGCCACUCGGAAGUACUCCGGUAAGAAAAGGCUGAUUUUUGACAUGUCCUCGCCUCACUCCGACAUCUGGUCCAGCGUUAAUGAAAUGAUUCCCCUCGAUUCCCCGUUUUCACUCCACUACGCUUCCGUCGACAAUGCCAUUUGCCUUAUUAAAAUCGCCGGCAGGGGCGCUCUCCUGGCUAAGGCCGACAUCACAGACGCGUUCAAGGUUAUGCCGAUUCAUCCCGCUGAUUGGCCGUUGUUCUGCGUUAAGUGGCAGUCCAACUUUUAUUUCGCCGUGCGGCUCACGUUCGGCUGCAGGAGUAGUCCCCACAUUUUCAAUUGUCUGUCGGAAGCGCUGUGCAGGAUUUUGCUCAACGUCUGCCGCCUCCCGUUCGUCCUCCACCUCCUGGACGAUUUCCUGCUAAUUGAUUUCCCCGCGGGGUCUAGUUCAGGUCUGGACGUCCUUCGCGCUGUAUUCUUGGAGCUCGGUGUCCCUCUGUCGGCGGAGAAGACCCUGGGCCCCGUUCACUCUCUCGAAUUUCUGGGCAUUAUCCUCGACUCGGUUGCAAUGCGGGCCUCUCUCCCGGGGGAAAAAUUAGCUAGGAUUCGCGAAGUGUCCGCCUCAUUUCUCUCCGUGGGCACGGUGGCCAAGCGAGACCUUCUCUCUCUCUUGGGUCAUCUCAAUUUUGCCAUGCGCAUCAUUCCGCAGGGUCGCUCCUUUAUUUCUCGCCUGUUAAUUCUGGCCCACUCCGUUGUCAAUUUAUCCGACCCCGUCGUGCUCGACCUGGGUUGUCAGUCGGAUCUUGGUUUCUGGUCUAAAUUGCUUGCUGAAUGGAACAGCAUCUCAUUUUUCUAUAAUGAUCACUCUGAUUCGUCUGUCUCUCUUGAGCUGUUCACGGAUGCCGCUCCGUCUCUCGGUUUUGGGGGAUUGUAUAAAGACGCGUGGUUCGCAGAAAGAUGGUCGGACGAAUUUAUGGCAUUCGCCUCCGAUGCUGCCUCGUCCGCCCUCUUCGAGCUGUAUCCCAUCGUGGUAGCCUGCGUACUCUGGGGUACCCACUGGUCAAGAAAGCGCAUCACUUUCUUCUGUGACAACGAGGCAGUAGUGGCCAUCGUAAACAAAGGUCGCUCUCGCUGCCCUAAAAUAAUGUCCCUUUUAAGGAGGCUCACCUGGCACUCUGUUAUACACAAUUUCAUCGCAAAUGCCAUUCAUGUCCCCGGAUAUUUUAACGUUCAAGCUGACGCCCUCUCUCGUCUCCGUUUGCAGGAAUUCCACCGGCUCUGCCCUUCAGCCAACAAAGUGUCCACACCGUGUCCUCGUUUCGCCGAGCUGAUCCUGGAUUAAAUC